Messenger RNA from Cuscuta europaea, 1126 nucleotides. NCBI's taxonomy places the organism in Eukaryota, Viridiplantae, Streptophyta, Magnoliopsida, Solanales, Convolvulaceae. The record is from the annotation of a GenBank genome assembly.
UAAAUGUGACUAAUUGUUGUGUGUAGGGGCAUUUGAUAGUGAAGAGGCUGCAGGAAGAACGUAUGAUCUUGCUGCUCUCAAGUAUUGGGGUCCUGAAGCCAACCUUAAUUUCCCGGUGGAAACGUACAUGAACGAGCUUGAGGACAUGCAGAGGUUGUCGAAAGAGGAAUUCCUGGCUUUGUUAAGGCGGCAUAGCAGUGGAUUCUCCAGAGGUGUUUCUAAGUACCGAGGCGUUGCGAGGCACCACCAAAAUGGUAGAUGGGAAGCAAGGAUAGGACUUGUAACUGGGAGCAAGUAUCUCUACUUGGGAACAUUUGGGACCGAAGAGGAAGCAGCAGCGGCAUACGAUAUGGCAGCACUGGAGUUGAAAGGCCCUAACGCAAUAACCAAUUUUCAGAUCAAGGCUUACGAACACAAGCUAAAGGAGAUUGGGGAGCGGAGUAGUAGUUCCCAAACCAAUCCUCCUCCUCCUCCUCUUAAUGAUCAUCAAGAUAAUAGCAAAAUUAGAAUUGAAGGUGAUAAUGUACAAGUAGAACGGCUAUUCACCGAGGAAGAGGCUCAUCCCGAGGCCGAGUCAUUCUUAUUAGAGGCAGCAGAUGUUGACAGUCUGGCAGCAGGAAAAGAGUGGUGCUGCCCUUGGAGUUUAUGCUUGGAUGAGGAGCCUCCCAUGUCUCUUCACCAUCAGGUCAAGCCUCUCCACUUUGAAUUCUUGAACGACUCCAGCUUCGAGGAUGAAAUCGAUUUUGUCUUUGGGAAACGGGUAAGGGCUGCGGCUGCUGAUCAGUUUGGGAAUGAUGAUGAUGAUGUUUUGGGCAGUGGCAGCGGUACACAGCAGCAGUAGCUAGUACUUCUAUAUAUAUGGCCAUGGAUGCUGCUGCUGCUGCUGAAUCCGUGACGUCUUCACUCUUCUUCGUCGGUUCCAAUAACAUCACUGUCUUCUUCUUAUUGUCCAGGGUGGGGUUAUUUGGACCAAUCGCCAUGCUAAUUAGUAGCAGGCGGCGGCAGCAGCAGUGGUGGUGUUGUGGUUGUUCACCCUUUAUGUUCUACUACUGGGACUAUAUUUUAACUCCGCGUCUUUCACUCACAUUCUAUUCACCAUUUCUUUGCUGCUCUUUCAUCAUUAAUU